Messenger RNA from Aspergillus niger, 2151 nucleotides. RefSeq lists its product as uncharacterized. Lineage: Eukaryota; Fungi; Ascomycota; Eurotiomycetes; Eurotiales; Aspergillaceae. The transcript has a single exon. Bases 1 to 2151 code for a protein of 716 amino acids. Gene Ontology annotation, molecular function: FMN binding; NADPH-hemoprotein reductase activity; flavin adenine dinucleotide binding. Gene Ontology annotation, cellular component: cytosol. The record is from RefSeq and is a predicted model, not a curated record.
AUGACCUCCCCUCUGCCUCCAUGGCAGCUAUCGCCAGCCCUCUGGCAGGAGCUGACCAAAGCCCUCACUCCCACUGGAGUUGCCGACUAUGCCGCCCUGACUCUCCUCGCCAUGGCGGGCACAACCUACCUGUCACGCGGCAUCCUUUGGGACCAACCAGAUCCCUAUAACUAUCUCUGGUAUGAGCGUCCCCAGCUGAAGAUGGCCGGUUCCGCCGGUCCCAAUGCCCACCAAGAGACCCGCAACAUUGCCCAGAAGCUCGAAGAGGCGGACAAGAAUAUCGUCGUCUUCUGGGGAUCACAGUCCGGUACAUCCGAGGGCUUUGCCCAUCGAUUGGCGCGCGAGAUCGCCCUCCGCUUCCGCCAGGGUACUCUGACUGCUGAUCUAUCAGAUUAUGAUCCGGAGAGUAUCGCCCAGAUUCCUCAGUCCAAGCUGGCGAUUUUUAUCCUGUCUACGUAUGGCGAGGGAGACCCCAGUGAUAACACGGCUGAGUUCUGGGACUGGAUUCACAAGGCCGAGAAUGUCUCCCUGGCCAAUGUGAGGUAUUGUGCGUUUGGUCUGGGGAAUAGCAAUUACAAGUUCUACAACCGCGUCGUGGAUGUGGUCGUUCAGGCGCUGGAUGGUCGAGGCGCAAAGGCUCUCAUGCCCGUUGGUAGGGCUAAUGACGCCGAGGGCGCCACGCAGGAGGACUUUAUUAGCUGGAAAGACGAGCUGUUUGCCAUGUUCAAGUCCCAGCUCGGCUUCGAGGAGGGUGAGAUGCAGUACCUGCCCACCCUAUCCGUCGAGGAAGAUGAGUCCCUGGAGCCUAUUGAUCUGAACCACGGCGAGCCAGAUGCCCGUGAUGCUAGUAGGGCAUCUGCACAAUGCUCCCCUGUGCGGCCAGUGACUAUCUCCAGUACCCGUGAGCUCUUCCAGGUCUCAGACCGCCACUGCUUGCACAUGGAGAUGGACCUGUCCAGCGUCCCCGAGUUCACCUACAAGACGGGUGAUCACCUCGCCAUCUGGCCCAGCAACCCCGACGCAGAGGUCGAGCGUCUCCUCCAGGUGUUGGGCCUUACUGCACGCCGCGAGGUGCCCAUCUCCAUCAAAUCUCUGGACCCGGCCACGAAAGUGCGCAUCCCAACGCCCACGACCGCGGCAGCCCUCUUCCGCUACUACCUGGAGAUCUGUGCUCCCGUGAACCGCGACACGGUACUAGGUCUAGCACAAUUCGCACCCACCCCGGAAGCAAAGACAUACCUCCUUCAACUAGGCCAGGACAAGACCAGCUACGCCAACUUCCUCAACUGCACCCAUGUCACCCUCAGUCGUCUCCUCCAACUCGCCUCCCCAGACAAUGCCUGGUCCGCCCUACCCCUAUCCUACCUGGUCGAAACCCUCGCCCCCAUCCAACCUCGAUACUACUCCAUCUCCUCCAGCAGCGUGCUCUCGCCCCGCAAACCUUCCAUCACCGCCAUCGUCUCCACCACGCCAGUCCCCGAGAACCCGGACGAACUCAUCCACGGCAUCACCUCCAACUACCUCCUCGCAUUAUCCCAGCACCGCUCAUCCCCAUCAACCCCCCACCCUUACGGCCUAACCUACCACCUCAACGGGCCCAGUAACGCCCUCAACAGCGAGAAGGUCUUCACCCACCUCCGCAAAAGUAAAUUCAAACUGCCCCGCACCGGAAACAUACCCCUCAUCAUGAUCGCCGCGGGCACGGGCCUGGCCCCGUUCCGAGCAUUCAUCUCCGAGCGCCGCCAGUUGCAGCAGAUCGGCCGCGAAGUGGGACAGAUGAUCCUCUUCUUCGGGUGUCGGCGCCCGGACGAGGAUUAUAUCUAUAAGGAGGAACUGGAUGCGUUGCAGGAGGGGCUGGGAGGGAAGUUGCGCAUUGAGACGGCGUUUUCGAGGUAUGAGAACGAGGGAAUGAAGAGGCAGUAUGUACAGGAUAAGAUUGUCGAGUGUGGGGAUGAGGUGGUUAGAUUGUUGGUGGAGGAAAGGGCGAACUUGUAUAUUUGUGGAAGGGCGGGGAUGGCUAGAGAGGUUGAGAAGAGGGUUGGGGGGGAGAUGUGUAGGGUGAAGGGGUGGGAUGAAGGUGAUGGACAGUGGAACGAGUGGUGUAAGGGGUUGAAGAAGAGGGGGAAGUGGCAGGAGGAUGUCUGGGGUUAG